This is a messenger RNA of Salvelinus fontinalis (brook trout), 4616 nucleotides long. RefSeq names its product sodium/potassium-transporting ATPase subunit beta-1-interacting protein 2. The transcript has 7 exons. The record is from RefSeq and is a predicted model, not a curated record. Gene Ontology annotation, biological process: regulation of sodium ion transport. NCBI's taxonomy places the organism in Eukaryota, Metazoa, Chordata, Actinopteri, Salmoniformes, Salmonidae. The coding region runs from base 1089 to 1715 and encodes 208 amino acids.
UCCAGUGUAUUGAGUGAUGGCCAGGUCCUUAGCUGCACUCUAUAUCUCAUCUCCGGCUCAAAGGAACGUAGCCGCUUCCCUGCGGUGUAUAACACUGCGUGUGGUUCAUUCAAUCUGGAGCGUCAGAUGGUGGGGCUGGCGACCGCGCAAGGUGAACCGCGUUUCUCUUUUGUCCGUCUUUUUACUGCACUGUCUGUCCUACCGACAAUAUCUACAGUAUAUGACCGGGAUUCUCUAUGUGUAAGUGAACACUGUUACAUGUCCAACAAGGGACAAUCAGCGGUUAUGAAAUCCGGGCGAGUGAGGAUGCACAGUGCUGCUGAGGAGGAUACUAGGACUGUGUUCAGCACCACCGAUUUUGGACAUAACUGAAAUUCUCAUAUUCGUAGCAUGCCUCCUAUGAGAGAGAUUUAAGCAGGGAAGAUAACGGCGGACUGCUUUGAAUUCUACAUUGUCCAUAGCCUUUCUGUGUGAAAAGUAAAGGGCGCGCGCUGUUUAGUUCAGUUGCAGACUGGGACCCGAACAACCCGACCGUGGAGGGAGGAGCGAUGAGAAGAACCCCAUCGGCUUAAAGAACACUGGCUUUCUUUGUUUCUCAGCAAAGGAGCCUUUCAGAAAUAGCCUGACACAGUUCAUUUCUUCAAGUGGCCACUGUGUUCAGGAUAGGAUACUAUUCUGCCUAGUGCCCACUGGCACUUUAUUCUGGACCAUAUUUGAAUGGAUUUUUUUUGUAGAAAAUUUUCAGAGGCUUUAAUUCUAGUUUAUGGUUUAUCCCUGGACUGCUCUGACGUAUAAUAACCAGAUAGUAGGCCAAAUUCUGCUAAUUAAGAGCUGACCGACUUUCAACAUUUUAAAUAGUUGGACCCGUAUGACUAAUUCAAAGUUCUCCACUAUUUUUUGAGACAUAAUAUAUAUUAUCAAAUUGUUUGGCCAAUCAUAAUUGUCUUCAUCUAUUAUUGCCUGAAACGCACGCCGCUGUAAAGUGUGGUCGCGUCAUUGGAACUGCCCGGGCGACCAGCGGAGAGAUUCGGGGAUUUGGGAGUUAUAGCGACCCACGUGGAGCGGAGAUCCAAAGUGGACAGUACACAAUGGGUUGUUGCAGUGGCCGAUGCACCCUGGCCUUUAUCUGUGGCAUGCAAUUGAUCAGCAUAUUGGAACGACAAAUAUUUGACUUCCUUGGGUACCAAUGGGCUCCUAUCCUCACAAACUUUGUGCACAUCAUCAUAGUCAUCUUGGGGCUCUUUGGGACUGUACAGUUCAGACCAAGAUACGUAACCGGGUAUGCAGUGUGGCUGGUGCUCUGGGUGACCUGGAAUGUCUUCAUCAUCUGUUUCUACCUGGAAGUGGGGGACCUCUCCAAGGACAGUGACCUGAUCAUGACCUUCAACAUGUCCAUGCACCGGUCCUGGUGGAUGGAGAACGGUCCAGGCUGCAGGGUGACCCCGGUCACCCCUCCUCCGUCCUGGGCCCCGGAGGACCACCGCUACAUCAGCAUCGCAGGUUGUCUGCUGGAGUACCAGUAUGUGGAGGUGGCCCACAGCUCCCUGCAGAUCCUCCUGGCUCUUGUUGGGUUCAUCUAUGCCUGUUAUGUGGUGAAGCUCAUCUCAGAAGAGGAAGACAGCUUUGAUUUUAUAGGAGGGUUCGACUCCUACGGUUAUCAAGGGCCUCAGAAGACAUCCCAUUUGCAACUACAACCCAUGUACAUGGCAAAGUAACAAAGGACAGCUGCCUUAUGUACCAAUCAAAUAGAGAGCUACCGUUUUAACUUUGUUUCAUUUCGUAAAUGUCUUAAAAUAAUACAGUGUCUUACAAACUGUGUGGAGGAAGUGAGACUCUACACUUUAACCUCAAAGACUAAAAACACAGGAUUUCCUUUGUCUCUCUGCUCAGCCUCUGCUCAGUGGAGUCACAGUCUUGGCCUGGACGAGGGGCCAGGCAGGUGCAAGAACACCCUCCUGUGGCUGUGUUGACCUUACAGGAUGCAUAUCUCUCCUCCAUACUGGUUCUUGCUCUCUUUCUGACAGCUGAAUGACUGAAAUAUUAAGGGAAAAAAUUGCUUUGAUUCCUCUGGACAGUUUUCAAAUGGAUCAAGAUUCCGGACAAAGGGAAUGCCAAGUUCUGAGAGCACUAGUUAAGUGAUGCCGCAGAGUUUCAAUGUGUUCUGAUUAACUUGAUUAGAAAUACUCUUCACUUAAUUAAACAAUGUUCAAUAACUGAUCGAUAUGGUUUUAGUCAUCAGAAGUAGUCCUAUUGCCCAUUCUAAAGAGUUGAUUAGAAAUAAAUGUACAUGUGAACCAUGAUGUGUUUACAAUACACUUUGGCUGUUGGAAUUCCAUCUUGAGUUGGGCAAUUGCAUGGGACAAAACUUUGAUGAAAUGGAAAAAGCAACCAGUUGCUUUUUCUUAUGAUGGAUGUAUUUGUCUUGAAAGUGCCAAGAACAAUAGUUAAAGAUGAGUUAGACAAAAUAUUGGAUGCUAUCUAGAGAUACAUAUUUUUGGAGCUAGUCUCGGGGUCAUCAGUUCAAAAGUUCAUUCGGGGAUAACACCAUAUUUGUUUGCAUGAGGUGUCAAAAUCUGUUGAAUAUUUAAUCUCUGAAAGCACUGGACAUUAUCCCAGACUAGGUAGAGGUAACAGUUGGCCUUUCUGCAGCUGUCUUUGCGCAGUAAGGUUAUGUGAAUUUUGUGCUUUUCUAAGACAGAGUGGAGUCUUGAGUCUAAAGAUAAAGAGAACUAAAUGUAACUUCUUUAAAUUCUAGGCAUUUUUUAACAUGUGUGACAGUGUUUACUCUUUUAUAGUUCACUAAUAAGUUAUUAUGUUGUGUAUAAGUGGGCCCUUCUUUUACUCCUAACUGUACAAAUUGUCAAGGGAAUUCUUGGGAACAAUUUCUUGCUGAUAGUCUGGUGUGAGGACUAGAAGGAGAUGUGUGGUAGAGUUUGUGCUGUGGCUGAAACUUUGUGCUUUUGUCUAUUGGACAGUGCGGGAACCCCGAACCAAUCAGGAUCUCAGUUCUGUCAUCAUCGUCAUAGCAUCCUCAUACUGUAACUCUUCUGCUGAAGGGAGCCCUGUGAGCAUUUUUUUGUAUAUCUCCCCGCUAUGCAUAAAUCCUUCAGCUUUGUAGACCAGAACUCCAUAUCAUAGGACCUCUCUAUGUUUUCUAUUUCAGUGGUGUGAAUCUGGUGGCUCCUUUGUAAAUUAAUGCGGUAAUACUAACAGGCCUUCCAAGAUCUAGAAUAUUCAAAUGGUACCUCGAGAUGCAUAAAAUGCUCUUCUAAACUCAGGCAAGUUUUCCUUGCAACAUUACUAUACACUUACUAAUCGUGUUUAAACAUCACCAUGGUAACAGCAUGUAGAACAUCUGAAGACAUAAAGGGUGCGUUCCGUAAAUUCGAUCUGGCUAUCUACCCUCCGAGGUCAGAGCACUCCCGUCUGAGUGUGGCAGAGCGCAGAAAAACUGAUGAAUUUACGAACACUCAGCACCAGUUGAAUAUGUCCGCUGUCAGUGAACUUUGGCAAAAAAAAACAUAAUUAAACUGUUGCCAGCAACACAAUUACAGUCACCAACGCUCUAGAUAACAUGAAAACAGCAUAACCAGCUCUGCUAGGGGGAGUAAAAUUGUCAGUGAGGUGUUAUCUUAUUUGUCUGGAAGUAGCAAGCUAGCCAACAUUAGCCAGUUAGCUUGGGUGAUUGACUGACGUUGUGAGGUCAGAACACUCGGAUCAACCCUACUCAUCGGCCAAAGCGUCCAGUGUGCGCUCUGAAAGCUCCAACAGCGUACCUCUCUGAAUUUACGAACGUACAAUCAAUCUGACAACGCCCUGAUCGCACUCUGAUUCCUAAGCAUUAUCCUCUUCAUAACAUUUGUGUCUGGGACAAUAUAUUGGUAUUCAACUGUGUAAAAGCUAUAUGAUCGCUAGUAUGCUUCCUUGCAUAGUAAAUCCAAGAUUACACCUCUUGAAGAGUCAGUUGUGUUUUAUCAGUGAGUUGUUCUAAUGUGAGUGGAUAGCAGAGGAGGCUGGUGGGAGGAGCCAUAGGAGGACGGGCUCAUUGUAAUUGCUGGAAUGGAAUGGUAUCAAACACAUCACACAUAUGGAAAUCAUCAGUUCCAUUAAGUCCAUUCCAUCCAAUGAGCCUGCCGUCCUAUAGCUCCUUCCACCAGCAUCCUCUGGAGGAUAGUGGAUGUAUACACCUGUUACUGUCACCCUGUGCCAGAUAACCCAGUCUGAAAUGUUGAAGACCAACAUAGUUACUUACUGCUGCAAUCUUACAUGACCCCUUCAUUCACAGAGAGAAUUCAAAGUUGUAAAUAUAGCAGAACAUUUUCAACCCAGAUAAAGUUUUUGACAAUAUGUUAUAUAAGAUCUGAAUUAAAAAGAAAAUAAUUUGAUUGUAUAUGGCAUUACAGUAUUCUAAGUUCCUAUACAUUCAAAGGGAGCUGUGUAUAAUACUGUUGCAGGUACUCAAUUGCUAAUUGUAGUACAUUCCUGAAUACUCCAUUGGUUGUUUUGUUUGGGUUCAGCGCUGACUUCUACUUCUCAAUAGAUUUAGCAAUUUUCUAUUUAUGUUACUUUUCAAAAUGACUGUAAAUAUAAUAAAAUCAAACUGUGGAAAAGGCCAA